ACUAAGACUGUCUAAUCUUUUUGGUAUAAGAGAAAGAACGUAGAGUGAGUGACACUACUAAGUGUGUAAGCAACGCGGUCUCAACCUCCUUUGUUUGGAGUGGUUUGGUCUCAAGUUAUCCGAGAAAACAUCCCGCCAACAAAGAGGCCAUGCACUAUAACACCUGCGUACGGCCGUGAGAGGGCCAGGGCUCCGACGAUGCUCGCUUGUGCCAUGUGGGGCGGUUCCUGAGUUCGCCCGAGGGGACAGUUAGCGUGUGCAGUGACCUGUGCGUUAUAAUGCCACGUCGUAGGAAGAGAAGCUCAGUUGCAAGUCAACUCUUCACAUCAUGGGCGUCGCUGUGGUCCCAAGCUACACCCACAGAAAAGUCUGUUAUCGACGAGUCCAGGCAGCUCAUACGGGACUACAUCAACGGGCGUCUGAAGAAAUCCAACCUCACCCGCGGGAGACUCCCCGAUGCAAAACGAAGGCCUUCUGAGGUGUCCUCCCAGCUGCAGAAGAUGGGAGGGGAGUUAGAGAGGAUGUACCCACACCUGUACCGGGACGUCUCCAGACAAAUCAACAUCACACUAUCGUCUGAGUCCAUCUUGGAGACCAGUUUUGAGACGGUUGCUAACGAACUGUUCAGUACGGGCAUCACGUGGGCGCGGGUCGUGGCAAUGUUUGCGGUGGCGGGGGCCUUCUCCGUGGACUGUGUGCACCAGGGACACCCCAUGUUCACCCGCCGUCUGGUGGAUAUCGUGGUAGACUUCACCGACAGGAAACUUUCCUCAUGGCUCGUACAGGAAGGAGGAUGGUACGGACUAGUGAAACAUUUCAGAGGAGACGGGAGGACGAACAUGUUCUGGGCGAUUAGCGGGAUCGGAGCAGCCAUUGGUCUAGCUGCAACCUUCUUUGUUAUUGACCUUUGACCCAAGUGGGCGUGGUCAGCUUGGUCAUGACCCAUUACAUCUGCAAUUUCUAAAGUAGCAUCUAAAGCCAAAGAGCUGUGCAGUCUGGUAUUUUGUUGGAUUUAAAAGAAACGUAUUGGUAAGGAACUUACUGAAUUAGAUUUGCCUGGCAAUAUAUUUACCAACUGUGUUGGUUAUAUUCACGUAUCUUAAAACUUAUCUGACUGCAAUCUGCAAUGUAGGGAUGUGUGUAUUUGUGCAUGCGUGUGUGUGUAUGUGUGUGUGUGUGUGUGUACGUAUAUGUCUUUGAGUGUGUACAAUUGUGUAUGGUUCAUUGUGCCAUGCAAAAUUACCUGUCUAUAGCUAGCUAAGUAUAUCAAGACAGUCAGGGCUAGCAACUGUUUUUCAUUUUGGUAUGGGUCAGUUCAGGGGUUACAAUUUGAUUUUGGCUCA
Messenger RNA from Branchiostoma floridae (Florida lancelet), 1343 nucleotides. RefSeq names its product bcl-2-related ovarian killer protein homolog B-like. The record is from RefSeq and is a predicted model, not a curated record. Lineage: Eukaryota; Metazoa; Chordata; Leptocardii; Amphioxiformes; Branchiostomatidae. The transcript is spliced from 5 exons. Gene Ontology annotation, molecular function: protein homodimerization activity; protein heterodimerization activity. Gene Ontology annotation, biological process: intrinsic apoptotic signaling pathway in response to DNA damage; regulation of apoptotic process; extrinsic apoptotic signaling pathway in absence of ligand. The coding region runs from base 279 to 911 and encodes 210 amino acids. Gene Ontology annotation, cellular component: mitochondrial outer membrane.